Messenger RNA from Polistes canadensis, 1638 nucleotides. Its product is annotated as pickpocket protein 28-like. The record is from RefSeq and is a predicted model, not a curated record. Gene Ontology annotation, cellular component: membrane. Lineage: Eukaryota; Metazoa; Arthropoda; Insecta; Hymenoptera; Vespidae. Bases 41 to 1516 code for a protein of 491 amino acids. Gene Ontology annotation, biological process: sodium ion transmembrane transport. Gene Ontology annotation, molecular function: ligand-gated sodium channel activity. The transcript has 11 exons.
GAUUCCGUUACGUGACGGUUCAUCAAUCAACAAUAAUUGAAUGCGUGCUUUGGUUCUUGGUGUUACUAUUUGUAACAACAACAAAGUUUAUAGUCCUCAUGCAAAAAUCUUUGGAAAUAUAUUAUCUAAACACGGUAUAAACCAUAGUCAAAGUGAAAAGUUUUUCAUUUCGUUAAUGAAACUGACGCGUCCCGAUAAAAUUGACGUCGACAAUUUAAUAGCGACACGAGCACUUGAAGUUCUAGGAUUUACAGUUGACAGGCUCAUGUACGAGUUGAUGCAACCCUGUAAAUCAAUGCUAUUGAGGUGCGCUUGGCUUGGACAAAAAUUUAAUUGCAGCGAUAUUUUCAAGGCUGUUAAAUCCAGAGAAGGCUAUUGUUGUGCCUUUAAUUAUCAUUUUUAUUUGGACCGACUAUAUGGAUACGAUAAUUACGAUUUAAAAAAUACGUCGGAAGAUAGUGAUCGUUCUAACAUACCAUUAGAGGAGUUACCAGGAAUUGGAGAGAUUCAGAAAGCUCCUGGAUCAGGGCGCGAUGUAGGUUUAGCAGUAGCCUUGAACAUCGAAGCUGAACAUUACAAGAGUUCUAAUAGCCCUUUCGUGGGUGCCACCGUGCUAAUCCACGAUCCACACGAUUAUCCGGAUAUUGGGAUUCAUUCGAUCACUGUAUUGCCAGGACAUACCAUAGGGGUUGGUAUUUCCGGUAUGACGACUGAAAGCUCGGAUAAUUUACGUCAGCUUCCGUUAAGAAGACGCAUGUGUCUUUUCCAAGACGAGGUAAAGGGUUUGAAAAAUUAUAGCUUUCAAUCUUGCGUUUCGAAUUGUAUCUAUAUGCGCGUGCAUAAAUAUUGCGGUUGCUUGCCAUUUUAUUAUCCGAACGAAAAUAGUAGGACUUGCUUUCUUACGGACAUAGAUUGUAUUUUGAAUCAUCGAAGAACUCUUUCGACGUAUGAAACAUCGUUCAAAAGCGAAUGCAAUUGCUUGCCACAAUGUUCUGAUACGUUUUACGAUGUCGCAUCGGAGAGUAUACCCGUUGAAGAUGUCGGAUACAAUUCUGAAAUAACUCAUAACGUAAACAACAAGAAUGCUUCCUUCGUUUACGUUUUCUUUCGUAAGAUUUCAUACAUGGAAUAUCGUACGGUAAAUAUUUUGAGCUGGGACACACUCCUCGCAUCCUUUGGCGGUAUUUUUGGACUUUGUCUCGGCGGUUCAGUCAUAAGUUUGGUCGAAUUACUUUACUACAUUAUUCGCGAGUUUUGUUAUCAUCAUAAAGGAUCAACAUCAUCGAAGAGGAACUUGCCAGCUGCCUCGGAACUCUUUCUGUCGGCUCCGCUGAAGGAUCCUAAAUGGAAGAAAUUAAAUACUGAACGCGAAAUGAACGAUGACGAGGGACCGGUUUAUGUGCUAGCAAAUCGAAUGCUUAUUCGUCAAAAAGAGAAAGAUGUUAACAACGGAAGUUCUAUUAAUAAAAACAAGAAUAAUACAAAGAAAGUGAAGUUUCAACGAUAUUACGAUUAAGUAAAGAGAAUUUCCAAUUGUAAGAAACAACGCUAACUUUUUGCAAUCUUAUAUAAAUAAUGGUUGAUAAGAGUUACCAGUAAAAUGCAAGUAGUAAAAGAUGUAAAAUUAUGACAUAGUAA